Molecule: messenger RNA, 896 nt
Organism: Spinacia oleracea (spinach)
Lineage: Eukaryota; Viridiplantae; Streptophyta; Magnoliopsida; Caryophyllales; Amaranthaceae
Product: basic leucine zipper 43
Exons: 1
Coding region: 216-731 (171 amino acids)
Biological process (GO): regulation of DNA-templated transcription
Molecular function (GO): DNA-binding transcription factor activity
Source: RefSeq, a predicted model, not a curated record
GUUUAGUGGCUGUAAAUACUUGAAAGAAAUACUACAAUUCACGAACAUAACCUACAUGAUCUCUCUCAAACUUUACUACUCACGACAACUACUGCUAUCUUUACCAUCCUAUAUAAGACCUGGCUGCCCACUCCCCUUCCCAUCUCAUAUUUUUCAUUGUUUCCCCUCUCAAAAACCCAAUUGUUUUUCAUAAUCAAUUCCUUCAAGCAAAAACCAUGCAGUCUAAUGAGGUCACAGGACUUGAAUAUGCAGUUCCUUCAUAUCCCUACUUUUCGGGUAUGGCGGCACAGAAUGAAAUAUCCCCACAUCAGAUGAACAAAUACACCAACCUAUUAUACAAUCUCCAGAUUAGUCCACAACUUCAUGAACUGAGUCCAUUAUAUCCAUCAUGUUUUAGCAACAACUCAACAUCCGAUGAGGCUGAUGAGCAGCAGCUAAGUAUUAUUAAUGAGAGGAAGCAGAGAAGGAUGAUAUCCAACAGAGAGUCUGCACGUCGAUCACGCAUGCGCAAGCAGAGACACCUGGAUGAGCUCUGGUCCCAGGUAGUUUGGCUCAGGAAUGAGAAUCACCAGCUCAUUGAUAAGCUCAACAAUGUUACCGAGUCCCACGACCGCGUCCUCCAAGAGAAUGUUCAACUUAAAGAAGAAGCUACCGGACUUCGUCAGAUGAUAACUGACAUGCAACUCCGUAGCCCUUAUGAAGCCUACCUUGGAGAUGAGCCACCAAACUAGUCCAAAAGUUCACAUCCUCUAUAACUAUUAUUUUACCUUUUUAUAUCCUUUUCUGCCUCUUCAUGGGGUUAGGUCAAUUAGUCAUUGUCUCUGCCUCUUUUUAAGCAGUAUCCUAUUCGACGAAAACUAGUGCAAGCAAGAAUACAUCUAGAUCAUUUCCUGCCA